AUGGAUCAACUCAAAAAGCUCACCCGCAAGGUGAAAGCAUCCCUCACCGACAGCCCCCCCUCCUCCCCCGAAGAACCCCCUCGAUCCUUCUUCAACACAACCCCUCCCCCGCUGCUUCGGCGCGUCUCCAACCGCCUCGCAACAGGUCUCAAAGACCUGACAGACCGCGGCCCCCCUUCCUCUCCCUCCUUCCGCCCUCCCCAAAACGAAGCCUCCUCAAGCCUAGUCCCCGUCAUCCGAAGCCUAUCCCGCCGCGGCGCCGGCGGCAGCGGCAGAAACAGACCGAUCCCCCACCUCCCAUACCGCAUCCCGGACCCGGAUCCCAUGGCCCCGUUAGGCGGCGGACGAUCCACGAACCCGGGGUCCGUGAAGCACAUCCGCGAUAAGUUUGUCCGGUGGACGGCGCGUCCGGGCGGGGAGUACGACGCCCGCUGGAAGGGCGCCUGUAUCCCGACGGGCGAGCACGUCUCGAAGAUGCUGGAGUGGUAUACCCAAAGUGACGUCUACGAGUUCCCCUUCAUCGGCACCGUCACGCGGAUGAGCUGCGGCGCGACAAACGCGUUCUACUUUGUCGAGUUCGAGCCCACUUCCAGGCCCGUCGGCCAGGGUAAGUCGCCGCCGCUUCCGCGACAGGUCAUCCUCAAGCUCAGCCUGCCUGUGUGUCCCCACGAGAAGCUCGAAGCCGAGGUUGCGGCGAUGGUGUUUGCUAGGCAAGUAUCCCCGGCCGUGGUUCCUCAGAUCCUCGUGUUUGACUCCAUCGGUAGGAACCCGCUCGGGUUGGAGUGGAUGAUUAUGGAGGUGCGUACCGGAUUCCCUUUGCUCAGUGCCUUCGAGGAGAACUACAUCCUCGCGGCGCACGACCUAAACAUGGCUAAGCAGGAUACUGGGUUGGAAGGGUUCGGGGACAUAUCGCCCGAGACGAUGCCGUCCCUGAGCGACGAGGACACGAAGGCCAUUGCGAGGGAAGUGCAGCUGGUUCUUUCGAAGUUGCAGAGCUCUCUACCGACCAUCCCCAAGAACCAGGUGAGCAUCGGGAGUCUUCGCAUCGAUUGGUCAAAGAAAGAGUUCUUCACCGGACCGAUAGUCCACCCUCACUUCUACAGCCGUGACAGAUACUGGCAAGUGCGGAACAACGGGCCUUUCAGAUACAUCGAAGAUUACGUUGAUGCCUACACUUCGGUCUGGGAGCCCGAAUUCAGAAGCCAUCCCGAAAUCAAAGUGCGUAUAGGGAAGUUGCGAGAGAUAGCCCGGGCAAUGACAAGCCGUGUUAGGUUCAGUGUCCCCAAUCCGAUUCAAGUCGAAAGUACUGGUGGCAGCGUGGAUGGCUGGCCUGUGAGUUUAGUCCAUCCUGAUCCUCACCCAGGUAACAUUCUCUUCAACGGAAACCGGAAAUUGGCAAGCAUCAUGGGUUGGGAGGAUGCGGUCUUGAUACCAGCGCCGCUGCGAAACCUGCCCGUGGCAUUGGAUUGGGCGAUGCAACUCCACGGAGUGGCUGAUGCCAUUGAUCCCAUGCAGGUGAAUGUGCUUGAGGCUUUGCCCAUUCGUACAGAGCGAGUACUACUGACAUUGCAGGAAUGGGCGAAGAGACAUGUCUCCGAAUCACUAGAACCCGUGAUGAAUUUUCAAGGAGGGGUCGAUGCCUCUUUCCAAGCAUUGAAGAUAGCCUGCGAGGAGAUGAUGCGGCAGAGAAGUAUAGAUUGGAUUGAGCGUGUCCAUUCCCAGCUCGUUGGCCAGUCUCAUAGGGAAAGGUAG
Molecule: messenger RNA, 1752 nt
Organism: Colletotrichum costaricense
Lineage: Eukaryota; Fungi; Ascomycota; Sordariomycetes; Glomerellales; Glomerellaceae
Exons: 1
Coding region: 1-1752 (583 amino acids)
Source: RefSeq, a predicted model, not a curated record